Didymella exigua CBS 183.55 is the source of this 537-nucleotide messenger RNA. Its product is annotated as CENP-B protein. Lineage: Eukaryota; Fungi; Ascomycota; Dothideomycetes; Pleosporales; Didymellaceae. The record is from RefSeq and is a predicted model, not a curated record. Gene Ontology annotation, cellular component: nucleus. The annotation marks the transcript as partial. The transcript has 2 exons. Gene Ontology annotation, molecular function: DNA binding.
AUGGGCAAAAUUACAACUCAACUUGUUGUAACAGGGUUAGAAAGAAGAGGCAGGCCUAAGGCUAUUCAGCCAGGUAAUCGCGAGUGGGUGACGGCGAUUGCUGCAAUCAACGCUGCUGGCUGGUCAGUCCCGCCGUUCCUCAUCUUCGCUGGCCAGUAUCAUCUAUCUGCCUGGUACGAGGAAGCAGAGAUCCCACGCGACUGGGUAAUCGCAGUUAGCGACAAUGGCUGGACAAACAACAAGCUAGGAGUAGAGUGGCUGAAGCACUUCAACGCUCACACAAAGACUCGCGUUGUUGGUGCGCGUCGCCUGCUCCCACGUGUUCUGAUAUGCGACGGCUUUGGUAGCCACGAAACACUCGAGAUCCUGGAGUUUUGUCUUACUAACAACAUCAUCUUAUGUCGCCUGCCCUCUCAUACCUCCCACAAGCUGCAGCCCUGCAAUGUCGGGCCUUUUGCACCCCUGAAAACAGCCUAUCGUGACCAAGUCGAACGCCUGAGCCGAGGAGGCGUUGACGUAGUUGGUAAAGAGCAUUUU